AUGAGUAUGCUAAAACUCUAUUUAUCUCUCUUUUAUGUUUUGAGUAUCACCGUAUUUUCUUUCUCUUUUGGUCAAGAUCUACCUCGAGACUAUGUUGAUGCUCACAAUGUUGUUCGUGCCCAAGUGGGUGUCGAGCCUAUCCAGUGGGAUGAGAAACUAGCAAACUAUGCUACGCAAUAUGCUAACAAACGUAGUAGUGAUUGCCUACUAUUGCACUCUCAUGGGCCUUAUGGAGAGAAUCUUGCAAUAAGUACCGGUGAAAUGUCUGGCAUUGAAGCAGUUCAAAUGUGGGUGGAUGAAGAACAAUUCUAUGAUUAUAACUCCAAUACAUGCGUUGAUGACGAAAUGUGUAGCCACUACACUCAAGUGGUAUGGAGGAAUUCGAUGAGAGUUGGAUGUGCGAAAGUUAGCUGUAACAAUGAAGGUACAUUCAUCAUUUGCAGUUAUGAUCCACCUGGCAAUUUCAUAGGCGAGUGGCCAUACUAA
Cucurbita pepo subsp. pepo (vegetable marrow) is the source of this 486-nucleotide messenger RNA. RefSeq names its product pathogenesis-related protein 1A-like. Lineage: Eukaryota; Viridiplantae; Streptophyta; Magnoliopsida; Cucurbitales; Cucurbitaceae. The record is from RefSeq and is a predicted model, not a curated record. Gene Ontology annotation, cellular component: extracellular region.